Messenger RNA from Nicotiana tabacum (common tobacco), 2270 nucleotides. The record is from RefSeq and is a predicted model, not a curated record. NCBI's taxonomy places the organism in Eukaryota, Viridiplantae, Streptophyta, Magnoliopsida, Solanales, Solanaceae.
AGUCAAGAGAAGCUCGAUCGGGUGUGUGCCCUUUCUAUUUUCUUUCAACUUAACUCUCUCUUUUUUGUCAGUCGAAAACAGAAAAGCCCACUUCCUCCGGAGCUAAAUGUCCUAAAACUCUCUCCCACAUCAAAAGAGACAAAGAGAAGACGAAAGAUAAUGGGUUCAAAGCUGCAACUCCAGCUCAAGGAGCUGGGAUCCAAGCUUGACGACCCUCCCUCUACCAAAGACUCUCUUAUCAAGCUCUUAAAGCAAGGCACAACAUUUCUUUCUGAGUUGGAGCAGUCACCGCCAAAAGCUAUGUUGGAGGCCAUGCAGCCCUUACAAGCUGCUAUGGUUAAACCAGAACUCCUAAAGCAUCAAGAUAGGGAGGUUAAGCUUCUUGUUGCCACCUGUAUCUGUGAGAUAACAAGAAUUACUGCACCUGAAGCUCCUUACAGUGAUGAUGUUCUAAAGGACAUCUUCCAUUUGAUUGUCAGCACUUUCAGCGGCUUAGGUGAUAUAAAUAGUCCAUCCUUUGGAAGAAGAGUUGUCAUCUUAGAAACUCUAGCAAGAUAUAGAUCAUGUGUUGUAAUGCUGGAUCUCGAGUGUGAUGAUCUUAUCAAUGAAAUGUUCCGGACUUUUCUCAGUGUUGUCAGGGACGAGCAUCAAGAUAGUGUUCUGACAUCAAUGCAAACUAUUAUGGUUGUUCUCAUAGAAGAGAGUGAGGAUAUUCGGGAGGAUCUUUUACAUGUCAUUUUGUCGGUUCUAGGUCGCCAUAAGAAAGGUGUUACAAUAGCUGGAAGGGGGCUCGCUAUGAAGGUGAUAGAGGAGUGUGCAGGAAAAUUGGAGCCCAGCAUAAAACAGUUUCUUGUUUCUUCAAUGUCUGGAGACAGCAGGCCAACAACAUUUGAAAUUGACUAUCAUGAAGUCAUUUAUGAUAUUUACCGUUGUGCUCCUCAGAUCCUAUCAGGAGUUGUUCCCUACAUCACAGGAGAGCUACUGACAGAUCAGCUGGAUGUACGAUUAAAAGCUGUACACUUAAUUGGGGAUCUUUUUGCUCUGUCGGGAUCUGCUAUCUCUGAAGCCUUUCAACCAAUUUUCUUGGAAUUUUUGAAGAGACUUACUGAUAGAAUAGUUGAGGUCCGAAUGUCUGUUCUUGAACAUGUCAAGGGAUGUCUGCUGUCAAAUCCAUUUAGACAAGAAGCGCCUCAGAUCAUAUCUGCCCUUCGGGACCGGCUGUUGGAUUAUGAUGAAAAUGUGCGCAAACAAGUUGUUGCCGUGCUUUGUGAUGCGGCAUGUAACACCCUUACGUCCAUAAAGGUUGAAAUGAUUAAGCUGGUAGCAGAGCGCAUUCGAGAUAAAUCUCUUCUUGUUAAAAAAUACACGCUGGAGAGGCUGGCUGAUAUAUACAGAAUCUAUUGCUUAAACUCUUCCACUGGCUCAAUUAAAGGCGACGAAUAUGAUUGGAUCCCAGGGAGGAUUUUGAGAUGUUUUUAUGACAAGGAUUUCAGAUCAGACAUCGUUGAACACAUUCUUUGCUCAUCCUUGUUUCCAAGUGAAUUCUCAAUCAAGGAUAAAGUUAAAAAAUGGGUUAGGGUUUUCUUGAGUUUUGACAAGGUUGAGAUUAGAGCGCUUGAGAAGCUGCUGGAGCAUAAGCAAAGGUUGCAGCAAGAGAUGAGGAGGUAUCUUUCUUUAAGGCAGAUGCACCAGGAUGGCGAUGCCACUGAGAUCUUAAAGAAAGUUGUAUUUUGCUUCCGAAUCAUGUCUCGUUGUUUUACUGAUCCUGGAAAGGCAGAAGAGAGCUUUCAGAUUCUUGAUCAGUUAAAAGAUGCUAAUGUCUGGAGGAUAUUAACAGCUCUCCUUGAUCCAAACAGUAACUCUAUUCAAGCUUCUAGUUCUCGGGAUGAAUUGCUCAAGAUCCUUGGUGAGAAGCAUCGGCUCUAUGACUUUCUGGGCACACUGUCAUUGAAGUGCUCAUAUGUACUUUUCAACAAGGAGCAUGUAAAUGCAAUCCUUCAGGAGACUAACAUACAAAAAUCUGCUGGAAGCACUGAUUUGAUUCUGUGCUGCACACAUAUACUUGUGAUUCUUGCACGUUUCUGUCCAUUGCUGCUUACUGGAAUUGAGGAAGAUUUGAUACAUCUGCUUGAAGAUGAUAAUGAGAUAAUUAGAGAAGGUGUCUUGCAUGUUUUGGCAAAGGCUGGUGGAGCCAUCCGAGAAAAAUUGGGAGAUUCUUCAAGGUCAUUAGACCUUAUGCUUGAGAGGAUUUGCUUGGAGGGAAGCCGGAG